UCUGGAAUAUCCAUAAGUUGGUGACCUGGGAGUUGGGCAACAAAGAGUGAGCAGCCCACUGACCUGCAGCCACUUUCCUGGAAACAAAAUCUCCAGGGGCUGCUGCCAGCCAGGAGGGGCAGGAUGAACGUGGGCACGGCGCACAGCGAGGUGAACCCCAACACGCGGGUGAUGAACAGCCGUGGCAUCUGGCUGUCCUACGUGCUGGGCAUCGGGCUGCUGCACGUCGUGCUGCUCAGCAUCCCCUUCUUCAGUGUCCCCGUGGUCUGGACUCUCACCAACAUCAUCCACAACCUGAGCAUGUACAUCUUCCUGCACACCGUGAAGGGAACCCCCUUCGAGACCCCGGACCAGGGCAAGGCCCGGCUGCUCACGCACUGGGAGCAGAUGGAUUAUGGAGUCCAGUUCACCGCGUCCCGCAAGUUCCUCACCAUCAUGCCCAUCGUCCUGUAUUUUCUAACCAGCUUUUACACCAAGUACGACCGGAUACACUUCAUCAUCAACACCAUCUCCCUCAUGAGCGUCCUGAUCCCCAAACUGCCUCAGCUCCACGGAGUGAGGAUCUUUGGCAUCAACAAGUACUGAGCAGCGCGGCCGGAGCGGAUGGCGGAGCAGCGGGGCCCGGGGGGCUCCUUCCCUCCAGCCCCUUUUCCUCCCCACACACAGACUGGGAUGUGGUUUGGCAGUGGCUGUUUAGAGGCAGAUCCCAACAGACACAUUCCGCAUGCUGGAUCCUCGUGCCCAAUAAAUCCAAACCAGCUCCAGAGUAGAGUUUAGCGCGGAGCAGGACGUGCGACACCGGAUUUCUCUUCUCCCAGGGUCAUCAAUAGAUGCAAAACCACUGAGACUUUGAGGUACAACAAGGAUGAAUUCUGGGAAGAGUCUCAUCUAUUCCAGACAUUGAAUGACGAGGAUAGGGAUGAGGGGAAAAGCUUUUAGUGCUGGUACUAUUGCUGUGGUAAAUGCACUUUAAAAUACAUUUCCCUUCCUGAAGCUGGGUGCUUUGAGCAGAAUGUGAGGGAAAUCCAAAGGGAUACAGCCAGACUUUCCCAGGACUGGAUGGUUUUGGGGUCUGAUUUCCAGUUUUAGGUGGGAAGUGGGAGGGGGAAGUGAACGACAGAUUUUUAUUUUGCAAUCUUUGACACCACUGAGAAGGGAAGUUCUUUUCCUAAAAAGAGCACAGGAAGAAGUGACCUGCAGUUGGACAAAGCUUUUGAUUUCCUACAUCACCAUCCGUGUGGUCCAGGGAAAAGGUGGAUAGACCCAAAAUCAUGCUUAUUACUUUCAGUUUGUACCCAAAUCUGCCCAGGUAACUCCUCUCCCCACCCCAAACUGCUGUUUUUAAGUGCACAGGGGCUCAGUGGGCAUUUGGAUCAAGGGCUGGGGGCAGGUGAUUUAAUGACUGACACCAAAGGCCAUGGAGCUCCUUGGAGCAUGGACAUGGACAGGUGUGGGAGAGGCUGACUGGGCAGGUACAGGAGGAGGGCUGAUUGCUCUAAUCAAGCAGGCAGCCAUCCUUGAGUUGGAUUUUUCUCCUCACUUCAGCUCCUUGGUUGUUUAAGUGCGUGUGACUGGGAUUUGCCAGUUCUGCAUGGACUCAAGGGUUGGAUUUCUGGCUUAGCUGGAAUCUGUCCCUCAGCUUCCAUGCCCAAGGGCUGUGUGAGCAGCAGCACCAGCAGCAGAUGAAUUGACCAGCAAAGGAGUCAAUUUGCCACUGAUAGUAGAUCCUGUCACAGAGGAACAAAAUCAAGCCUUUUUCCUCUAAAAUCACCACCUAAAUAAAGCAGGCUUAGGUUUCCUGGC
This is a messenger RNA of Passer montanus (Eurasian tree sparrow), 1803 nucleotides long. RefSeq names its product ORMDL sphingolipid biosynthesis regulator 3 (gene ORMDL3). Lineage: Eukaryota; Metazoa; Chordata; Aves; Passeriformes; Passeridae. The record is from RefSeq and is a predicted model, not a curated record. Gene Ontology annotation, cellular component: endoplasmic reticulum membrane. The transcript is spliced from 4 exons. The coding region runs from base 124 to 585 and encodes 153 amino acids. Gene Ontology annotation, biological process: ceramide metabolic process; intracellular sphingolipid homeostasis; negative regulation of ceramide biosynthetic process.